UUACUACUUUUAAUGUGCGGAUAGGAAACGUUUGUGCAAUACGUAAAUUGAAAACUUCAACAAAAAUUGUUUUCAGUGCAAACUCACCCCAUUGAAGAUGGCAUCAAUAGGUGCGAUAUUAGCAUUUAUAACGAUAAUUGGAAACGUCCUUUUCCCAAUUUGCGGAGCCGUCGAUCCGGACUGCGAUUAUUACCAAUACAUAAAAGUGAAUCAACAAUUUUACAUCUACAACUCUGAGUAUCCUAAUUACUAUGGUAGAAAUGUUAACUGCAGAUGGAUAGCAGAAGGAGAGCCUGGAACACAAAUUGAGUUGAGCUGCUCCGAUGUGCAGAUACCUCCGUCCCAAAAUUGCAUUGAGGAUCAUCUGGCAAUCGAUCUAAAUGGAGAUACGUCGCUUAGCAAUGCUCCAACAUAUUGUGGAACUGGCACACUUCACAUGAUUUCCGAAGAAAACGUUUUAACAGUUGGUUUACGUUCGACUUCAUUCACUCGAGGCGGCAGGUUUUAUUGCGCGGUGACAGCAAUCCCAUCUACUAAACCUCCACCACCUAAAUGCGAUUGUGGAUACAGACAAGAAAGACGAAUCGUGGGUGGUGUCGAAACCGGUGUUAAUGAAUUCCCCUAUAUGAGUGGUAUAGUCGAUAUGGAAAACAGAAUUAUUCGAUGUGGUUCAAGUAUUAUAUCCAAAAGGUACGCUAUAAGUGCGGCUCAUUGCUUCAAUGGAAAAAAUACUUCGAAUUUAGCUUUGGUUGUUGGUGAACACGAUGUAUCUACUGGAACAGAAACAUCUUACUCAAGAAUAUACCUCUUAAGCAAUAUCAUAGUUAACACGAAUUACAAUGAAAGCGCGGAUUACACAAUGUACGAUGUAGCGUUGGUCAAAACGCAACAAGACAUCGUCUUUAGUAUCGCCGUUGGACCGGUCUGUUUACCAUUCAAGUUCUACUAUCAGAGCUUUGCAGGAGACGUUGCUACCAUUCUAGGGUGGGGAACUACAGAGUUCUCUGGACCAGUUUCUGAUGUUUUGCUCAAAGCCAACGUCACUGUUUACUCGAAUACAGACUGCAGACACAGCAUAAUAGAUCUUUUGCCCAAUCAAAUGUGUACAUCAACAUAUAAAACUGACGCCUGCCAAUAUGACUCUGGUGGUCCGGUGAUUUUCGCAGAUCCCAACACGAGACGCGACUUCUUGGUGGGAACAAUAUCUUUCGGUAAAGGAUGUGCUAGCGAUUUCCCCUCUGUAAACUCGAGAAUUACUAGUUUCUUGGAUUGGAUUAAGGACCAGACUCCUGAUGCUGAUUACUGCUACAAAUAAAUGUGUAUUAUAUUAUUAUAAAAUAUAAUCCAAUAAAGUGUACAAUAAUUAACUGUUUA
Nicrophorus vespilloides is the source of this 1374-nucleotide messenger RNA. Its product is annotated as venom serine protease 34-like. Gene Ontology annotation, biological process: proteolysis. The transcript is spliced from 8 exons. The record is from RefSeq and is a predicted model, not a curated record. Lineage: Eukaryota; Metazoa; Arthropoda; Insecta; Coleoptera; Silphidae. Gene Ontology annotation, molecular function: serine-type endopeptidase activity. Bases 98 to 1315 code for a protein of 405 amino acids.